UUGGGCUGAAAACAAGAGGCUGAACAAGGCAAUGGAUGCGGUGGAGAAAAGGGGACCGUACAUCAUGAGCAAGCCUCCCUCCAUUCAUGCCAAGCUCCAGAGGCAACGCGAGCUGGCAAAAGCAGCGCUGCGAAGGCAGGGGCUGCUGGGAGGACCCACGCCACACCAGCCGAAGGCGGCACCUAAAAGGCUCGCUCCUCUGCUUUCCUGCAGAUCGGUGAAGUUUAACAAGGGCUACACGGCGCUCAGCCAAACGGCAGAUGAAAACCUGGUCUCCCUCGAUUCGGACAGUGACGGGGAGCUGGGAUCCAGAUGUUCCUCAGGCUACUCCUCUGCUGAGCAGGUGAACCAGGACCUGAGCCGGCAGCUGCUGCAAGAUGGGUACCACCUUGAUGAGGUCCCCGAUGACGAAGAUCUGGAUCUCAUCCCCCCAAAACCCAUCGCCUCCUCUUCUUGCCCCUGUUGUUUCGGAGAAAAUCUCUCCUGCGUGAUCCAGUAGACGCCGCUCGGCCGGGGCCGUGCAAGAACAGGUCAAAAGCCAGCACUUUCUUUGUCCCGUGGGAUGGCUGUCGGUGUCCGUGUCCCACACCAGGACAACAACACGAGGACUGAAUGAUGUUGCAAUGCCGCUCGUGGUGAGCAGCAGCAACCAACCAACCCCAGAGGACUUUUCCUUACACUCAACAAUAUCAGGGAAAGGUGGCAUGGUGACGUUCAGGUGGCCUGGAUGGGACCUGUUGCCUGGCUGGGGUGGGGAGGGAGGAGAAGCAGGAGCCUAGGCACCUCCAUGGGGGUGUAAAGGGAAGGAAUUGGGAGGUGCAGCAGCAAACGCUCUUCUGUUUGCCUGACCUCCUCUUUUCCUCCUUUAAUUGGCCACAUGGAGGAUUAGGACCUGGCCCCGGACAUGGGUUACCCUUCCCAGCCCUCCCUAAUGAAGACGUGGUUGAUGGUGGGGUCAAACUGCCGUGGUGUGGGACCAGGCUGGGAAGCCCUGAGACACCUUUUCUAUUUAUUUUCAUUUUAGUCACCCCUCCUCCCUGGCAGGCUGAGGCCAGGCCAGCAAGGCUGGGGUCAGCACAGGCUGGCAGAGAGCUGUUUCAUUUACCUAUCUCAUGCUGCUUGCAAUUAAUUGCUGCUGGCUUCCCUCCUCCCAAAGCCUGGGCUGACCUGAACCAAAGACCGCAGCUUCAACAGAGAAGAUGGGUGGAACCCAGUGGAGCAGAUUGGGGCAGGCUGCUGAGCAUUAAGCAUCUGCGUUUCUUACAUCCACCAGCAGCUACU
This is a messenger RNA of Haliaeetus leucocephalus (bald eagle), 1281 nucleotides long. RefSeq names its product family with sequence similarity 219, member B (gene FAM219B). The transcript is spliced from 5 exons. The record is from RefSeq and is a predicted model, not a curated record. The coding region runs from base 32 to 499 and encodes 155 amino acids. NCBI's taxonomy places the organism in Eukaryota, Metazoa, Chordata, Aves, Accipitriformes, Accipitridae.